Molecule: messenger RNA, 3819 nt
Organism: Nyctereutes procyonoides (raccoon dog)
Lineage: Eukaryota; Metazoa; Chordata; Mammalia; Carnivora; Canidae
Gene: RUSC1
Product: RUN and SH3 domain containing 1
Exons: 11
Coding region: 193-3303 (1036 amino acids)
Cellular component (GO): cytoplasmic vesicle
Molecular function (GO): protein binding
Source: RefSeq, a predicted model, not a curated record
GCAGCGCCGGCGGGUCGUCCUGGCGUCCCCCAUCCAGUCGGUGCGGUCCGACUGGGACCUUGGGAGUCGUGGAGGAGCCGGGCUGCAGCGGUCGCUGGAGGACCCGGGUCUGCCUCUGCGGUUGCCAGGUAGGCGGUGUGAGAGGCCCGAGCCUCCCGACUCUCCAGAGGCCACCUCAUCGCUGCCGGCACAAUGCUGUCCCCUCAGAGGGCUUUGCUCUGCAACCUCAACCACAUCCACCUCCAGCAUGUGUCCCUGGGCCUGCACUUGUCCCGCCGUCCUGAGCUACGGGAGGGGUCCUUGAGCACAUCCCCUCCCCCCGGAGACACAGGGGGCAAGGAGAGCCGCGGCCCCUGCAGCGGGGUCCUGGUGGACGCCAAUUCCAACAGCCCAGCUGUGCCCUGCCGAUGCUGCCAGGAGCACGGGCCCAGCUUGGAGAAUCGACAGGACCCAGCGCAGGAGGAGGAGGGGGCUGCCUCUCCCUCUGACCCGGGCUGCUCCUCCUCGCUCAGCUCCUGCUCAGAUCUUAGUCCAGAUGAGUCCCCCAUCUCGGUGUACUCGCAGGGUCUCCCAGGUGAGGAGGAUGUCCACCCUCAGCCCAGCAUCAUCCCCCUGGAGCAGGGCUCCCCGCUGGCCUCCGCAGGCCCUGGCGCCUGCUCUCCGGACAGCUUCUGUUGCUCGCCCGAUUCCUGCUCCGGAGCGUCCUCCCCACGGAGCCCCGAUCUGGACUCCAACCGCAACACCCUGACCACCUGCCAGGAGCCCCCUUCCCCGGGGCUAGAGGAAGAGGACGAGGGAGGGGAGCAGGAUCUCCUUGCCUCCGAGCUCCCGGAGCCCGACGCUGGGAAAACCGAACCUAGCUGGAAAAUCAACCCCAUUUGGAAAAUUGACACGGAGCUCCCCGAUGCCAGCUGGAAAGCCACGGGGAUCAUUGACUCUGGCUGCACCAUCCGCCGGAACAGCAGCUCUAGCUGGACAACGGAACCUGCAAAACUCGACUCCGGCUGCAAAAGCAACCCAGUUAUCACCGAAGCCAGCUCAAAAACAGAUGCGGGGUGGAGUGACGUCAGCGGGGAGCCGGCGUCGCACCGGACAAUCACGUCCUUCCAUGAGCUGGCCCAGAAGCGCAAGCGGGGCCCGGGGCUGCCCCCGGUGCCGCAGGUCAAGAAGGACCGCAGCGACUGGCUCAUCGUAUUCUCGCCCGACAGCGAGCUGCCCCCCAGCGGCUCCCUGGGAGGCUCCCCGGCGCCGCCCCGGGAGGUCACCACCUUCAAGGAGCUCCGCUCCCGGAGCCGGGCCACGCCCCCGCCGGUGCCGCCCCGGGAUCCCCCGGUCGGCUGGGCCUUGGUGCCGCCCCGACCCCCGCCCCCGCCCGUCCCACCGCGGAGGAGGAAGAACCGGCCGGGGCUGCAGCCCAUCACCGAGCGGCCGCCCGAGGAGGGCAGGGCGGGCAGCCCCGUGGCUGGCCAGGAGGCCCCCGCCGCCCGGGAGCCCGAGGAGCCGGGCGCGCAGGCCAGCGGCGCGGCCGGCCCCUCCCCGCCGCGCCCGCCCUCCGCCCCCCGGUCCGCGGCCGCCCCGCGCCCCCUGCUGGAGGGCGCGGGCACGGCGGGGACUCCGCUCCCCGCGCGUCCCGCCGGCCCUCCCCGCGCGGGGCUGCGGCUACUGGGCGCGCCGAGGCCUCCGCAGGAGCGGCUGCUGCCGGUCCGCCAGUCCCCGGUGGGCGCGCACUCGCCCCCGGCUCGGGGGGCCCUGCCCUGCCUGGCCAGCCCCGAGCUGGCCCUGCUGCUCUCCCCGCUCUUUCCCAGAAGCAGCACCUUCCCCGCCGCGGCCCCCCCGCCCCGCCAGGUGCCCGCCCCCCCGCUGCCACCACCGCCGCGCCCGCAGAAGGGCUCCCGCCGGACCAGGAGCCCGCCGCCUCCGCCCAGGCUACCCCAGAGUUCCUGGUCGUUCGCCGGUGUCCCCGGGGCCCAGCGACGGUGGAUGGCAGAGGCCCAGAGCGGGACCGGCCAGCUGCAGGAGCAGAAGAAAGGGCUCCUGAUAGCUGUGAGCGCCUCCGUGGACAAGAUCAUCUCGCACUUUGGGGCGGCCCGGAACUUGGUUCAGAAGGCCCAGUUGGGGGACAGCCGUCUGAGCCCAGAUGUGGGGCAUCUGGUGCUGACUACCCUCUGUCCGGCCCUGCACGCCCUGGUGGCGGACGGCCUGAAGCCGUUCCGGAAGGACCUCAUCACGGGGCAGCGCAGGAGUAGCCCCUGGAGCGUGGUGGAGGCUUCUGUGAAGCCAGGUGCCAGCAGCCAGGCGCUGGGGACUCUGUACAGCCAGGUCAGCCGUCUAGCCCCGUUGAGCAGCAGCCGCAGCCGCUUUCACGCCUUCAUCUUGGGCCUCCUCAACACCAAGCAGCUGGAGCUGUGGUUCUCGAGCCUCCAGGAAGAUGCAGGCCUGCUGUCCCUCCUGUACCUGCCCACUGGCUUCUUCUCCUUGGCCCGGGCUGGCUGCCCUGCCCUGGCCACGGAGCUGCUGCUCCUGCUCCAGCCACUGUCUGUGCUCACCUUCCACCUGGACCUGCUGUUCGAGCACCACCACCACCUGCCCCUGGGCCCCCCACCCACCACUGCCACCCCAGGCUCACCUCCUGCCCUGCAGCAGACGGUGCACGCAGUGCUGCACUGGGGGGGGCGGCUGGCCCAGAGCCUUCGGGGAGCCCCUGGGGAUACGCCUUCUGGCCCUUCGGCCCUUGAGAGUGCCCCAGCGCCGGGCAGCUGGUGGGAGCAGCUGACCCAGGCCUCCCGGGUCUAUGCCUCUGGGGGCACCGAGGGCUUCCCCCUUCCCCGGUGGAGGGCCUGGCGUCCAGGGACGGCGGCUGGAGGCCCCCACGACAGGCCCCUGCCCGCAGAGGAGGCCACGACCGGCCGAGGUCCGUGGCUGGGGAGGCUGUUUGGAGUGCCUGGGGGCCUGGCGGAAGGAGACGGAGGAACGCUGAAGUCCAGGAGACCAUCCAGCUGGCUGCCCCCGACAGUGAGUGUGUUGGCUCUGGUGAAGCGGGGGGUACCUCCUGAGACCAGCUCGUCUCCUGAGGAGCUUGAGGCCUCAGCUGCCAGCAUGGUGGAGACCCACAGGUGUGGGGGUGCAGACCACAGGGCGGUGCGCACGCUCUGCGACCACGUGGCGGCAACACCUGAGCAGCUGAGCUUCCAGCGCGGGGAGGUGCUGCGCGUCCUGGCCACCGUGAACGAGGACUGGCUUCGCUGUGGGCGGGAUGGCGCCGAGGGGCUGGUGCCCGUGGGCUACACCUCUCUCAUCCUCUAGACCGGUCACCGGUCUGGUCGGUGGCCGCCUCUCCCUCCUGCGCCCUGGAACCCAGCGGCCUCAGAACCCCGCCCAGCUGCCUGGACACAGAACGACUCUUCUUCCCUCUCCGCAUCCCUCUCCGCAAAUGGGAAAUGACCUUCCCUCCCCCCUCGUGCCAUCUGUAAGGUGAAAUCUGCUCCUCUUCUGAUAUGAAAAGGAGUUUCCCUCUACCUCUUUCCCCACCUGCACAGGGAAGCCUCCCCUCCUGCCCACACACUGGAACUUGAGCCCCUCUGCCUCCUCCUGCUGAGUGGACUGUGCCAGUGCCACGUGCGCCUCUUUCCCCAAGACUAGAAGGGCCUCAAGGGUCCUUCCCACCUCUGGUCACCCCCACCUGCGCACCGCCCUCCUUGCCUGUAUUUAUUAUGUUCUUAUGCUGUGCCAGGUGCUAAAGUCCGGACCCCCCCCACCGUGGGGGGCCCCUGGUGUUGGUCUGCCUACCCCUCAUUGUCCCAAUAAAGUGUGGGAGCUGAA